Messenger RNA from Gossypium arboreum, 3681 nucleotides. Its product is annotated as homeobox protein ATH1. The transcript has 6 exons. The record is from RefSeq and is a predicted model, not a curated record. Bases 1550 to 3295 code for a protein of 581 amino acids. Gene Ontology annotation, molecular function: RNA polymerase II cis-regulatory region sequence-specific DNA binding; DNA-binding transcription factor activity, RNA polymerase II-specific. Gene Ontology annotation, biological process: regulation of transcription by RNA polymerase II. Lineage: Eukaryota; Viridiplantae; Streptophyta; Magnoliopsida; Malvales; Malvaceae.
AAAAGGGAAAAAAGAGAUCGAAUUAUCACAUCAAAAUCCCACAAGAAAAAACAUCAAAUUGGUUGCUAGCACAUUAGCCAUUACUGAUAAAAAUCCAAGUAUCAGAUCAGAAGAUCAACUGAUAUGGUUCAAAUGUUCAUUAUUACAAAAGAUUUGGUCUGCCUCCCUUACUCUAUAGACAAUCAUAAGUAGUCAAGAGAUUUAGAUUUAUUUAUGUACUCUCUAAAGGCCCUUUCAAGUUUAAGUACACUAGACUAGACUAGACUCUUAGUUAGUGGUGCUACAAUUAAACUUUGCUUUUAGAGUUUUUAACUGAGUUGGGUGAUUUUGGGGCCAACCUAGAGUAAUAAUAAGCUGAAAAGAACAAGGGAGUUAGAUGGAGCAUGGGUGUUAUCCAUUGUCUAAAAUGAGCUAAAAAAGCAAAAGACUUUCGUCUGAAAAAUGGUGCCUUUAAGAGAGAGGAGGUACCUGACACCAAACAGAAGUUUUCAACAGAGAGAAUCCAGAUAUUUUAAUUGUGAUGAUUGCAGAGAAAACAGAUAAAGAAAUGUGGUGAGGAGGACAAAGAAGAUCAGAAAGAAAGAGAAAGAGAAAGAGAAAGAGAGAAGCAACAAAGGAGGGGCCCUCCCUAAAGCUGCAACAGAAAUGAGUGGCACUGCUGCACCAAGGAGUAAUGUGUUUCCCUUCCUUUUCUCUGUCUCAAUUUCCUCUCUAUCUUCUUGUUUUUUACUUAUCUUUCUCUUUCUAUCUAAAUAAAACGGGCCAUCUCCAUAGUUUUCUCUGCACAUCUGCUUUUUUUUUCCUAUCUUUUUUUUCUGGGGGCUUUUUUGGACUCUAUCUCCCUCCUUUUUAGUGGGUUCUCUAUGAUGUUGCUGUUUAUAUAUAUAUAUAUAUAUAUAUAUUAAAAACCCAAUUUAUGUUUUAGAGCUUUAAAAUCUUUGUUGGACGGAUUAUAAAUCUUGUUGGGGUCUGAAACUGUGAUCUCAGUUUCUUGGUGUUUGUUCUUUGAAAGGAAAAACAAAAGCUCCACUUUUCUGUUCAUGCAAACAAAUUAACACCACCUUUUGUGUGUGUGUGUGUUUGCUUUUUUCCUUUUUUUUAUAUUCUUUAUGUUAAAGAAGAAAACAAAGUUUUUUUUAACUACAGUUUUCUAGCUUUUUGACAAUGGUCUUUUUAAUGGAGAAACAGAAAUCUAAUGAUUUCAUGUGAACUUUGCAUUGUAGUGGCUUCUUUUGUGUGUCUCUAAGAACACCCAACAUUCAUUUUUCAAUCUAUAUAGUUAUAAUUAGGGUGUGGGUGAAGACACUAGCUUCCCUUAGCUGUUUUUGUACUGUAGAUAAAAGCAAGGUUGAAACCUGCAUAUAAUAUCAGUUCUUCAGGUUCACGGUGGAUCAACUGAAUGAUCAUUUUUGAACUCAAGGAAGUUAUAUAAUGAACUUAUGUUGGCUUAAUGCUCCGAAUGAUGAAAUGAAGGCUAAGCUUUAAGAACCCUACAUGUUAAAGGAGCUUCGUAUGGUUGAGGCCAUGUGAUUUUUGUUCCCAAAGUAUAAUGGAGAAUGAUAUGUUCAGCAUUCCACGACCUAUGGUGAGCCAAAAUUCUGUUGUUAUCAAUGGGAUUCCACCAGAGACUAUCACUAAUAAUUCAGUAGUUGAGUCCAACUUGUUUAACCAGAUCAACCAAAAUCAGACUCUAGUUGGAUUUCCCGUGCUUCCCUCGGUGCAAGGAGAGUUUGGCGGUGAUCUGUGUUCCGAUCUCCAUGUAUCUAAUCAUGCCAGAUUCUUCGACUCUAAUGCAUUGAUUGCAUCUGUUGGAAGAAAGGUUGCCAGUGAUGCUUCACUUGACAGUUCGGGUUUGGAACAUAACAUUGAGUUUCAUGAGCAGUUUAUUGGCAGGACACCUGUUUCUUCAACUCCACCUGCAAGCUGUGGUCUUCAAGAAAACUUAAACGAGUUAGCAAUUGUAGCGCCUUCGAUCUACCCUCAGGAUUUCAGGAAUUACUCUUCAACUGAAUGUUCUGAUGGUAUAAAUUCUACCACAGUAACCUCGGUGAAUAGUGUAUUGAAUGAAGUUUUUGGUAGUAUGACAAAUAAAUGGGAUUUUGAGAAGUUUCCUGGUCCUCUUGAGCAUGUUGGCAAAACCACAUUGAAGACUGCAUUUCAACCAUAUUCGUCUAUAGGAUGUCCAGAUCCAAACAGUUGGAUGGCACCUAAUGGUGCAAAUAUGAGCCUGAAUUAUCCUUGUGGUUCCUCAAAAAAUAGUAAUGAGCUCUCGUUAAGUCUUGCAACAUCUCUUCCUGGUGUUAUCAGUGGGAAUAAUAUACCCGAUCAGUCCUCCGAAAUUAACUGUUGCUUGAAUACAACAAGGUUAGGUUCAGAACAAACCUCUUCCAAUGCUAAGGAGCUUUCUCUGAGUUUUGGUUCCGAUGGACCCGUUCAAGUAUCACACUUAAUAUCGGGAUCUAGAUAUCUUCAUGCAGUUCAAGAAAUACUUGCUCAAAUUGCAAACUAUUCACUUGAUAAUCUAGAGCAGAUGAGUGUUGGACCUGGAGCAACUAUGCCGUUCUCCUCAAGUUGUCUAGCUGGAAGAUGGAUGGCAGUGAUGGAUUCAAAUGAUUGUCCCAAUGUUGAUGGUGAUACUGAGGUUCAGUUAGAGGCAGAAUUACAAAAACGGACUGUCGAGGCCAAAAAAACCCAACUGCUGACUUUACUUCAAGUGGUUGAUGACAGAUACAGUCAAUGCUUGGAUGAGAUCCAUACGGUUAUAUCUGCAUUCCAUGCUGCAACUGAGUUGGACCCCCGGGUGCAUGCUAGUUUUGCUCUACAUACGAUCUCUUUCUUAUACAAGAACCUUAGAGAGAGGAUCAGCAACCAAAUCCUAGCCAUGGGAGCAAAUUUCAACAGUGAAUGCAGUAGAGAUAGGGAAAAAUCUUUUCAGAAUUCAUUCAUCCAGGAGCAAUGGGCGUUACAGCAGCUAAAGAAGAAGGAUCAAAUAUGGAGACCGCAGAGAGGGUUGCCUGAAAAAUCUGUCUCGGUUUUACGUGCGUGGAUGUUUCAGAACUUUCUUCACCCGUAUCCAAAGGAUGCAGAGAAACAUUUACUUGCAAUAAAAAGUGGGUUAACGAGGAGCCAGGUCUCUAAUUGGUUCAUAAAUGCUCGUGUUCGGCUUUGGAAGCCAAUGAUAGAGGAAAUGUAUUCGGAGAUGAACAAACGAAAAGCUCGACAAAAUGAGGAAGGAACCAAGAGCAACCCCAGAAGCCAGAUAAGCAUCAACCAUCAAAGAUUUAACUUCAAUUAAAAGCACAAGAAAGAAUGGAUCAGCGGACAAUGGAUUCUGGAUUUGAGCACGUUUUUCAGUAGGAAAGAAACACAUCCACCUCAAGGUUACAACUGUACAUAAUGCUCCAUUAUAGUUGGGACCUUUAGCUUUAAGGGUAUGAUUCUAAUUCAUACGGGGAACUCUUUUGUUGAAAGUAUUUUUGAAUUCAUAGUAAAAUUUUCAUGGACUUGGUAUAUUGAAUGCCUUGUUAUGGGUAGUGGUACUGGCACACUUUUUUGUUUUUAUGCAUGUGGGGGAUUCAUGGGUUACCAAUGUACUUAUGAUGUUCCACAACAUACCAAUAUUACACUAGUAUAUAUAUUAUAGUAAUACAUAAUGUGAUGGCAGCAAAAUGUACUUUGAAA